AUGGGACUCGCCUACAGCGAAUGCGUGUUUUUAGUGCAACGCCAGGGCGUAUACAAAAACGCAAACUUUAUAGCUGCACAAACGAAUCCUCACCUGUCAAUCACCCAUGUCCUCGCAUUCCCACCCCGUGGCACCACCCAACGUGGGCCUGCUGCUCGCGGUAAGACGUCCACCCAGGACUAUGGCUUUCUGUUGGACACGUUUGGUAUCCCCGCCGACACUCCCAACGCAAUCCCCAUCCUUGGCGCCCAAUUCUUCCAGUUUUGCGAGAUCCCGGGCUCUGUCGGUGGUCCAGAACGCGCUCACUUUAGUUGCAGAUUGUUCAGUGACACCAACCACGACAUGGGUGCGGAGAGCGUUGGCCCCAGCAUCCCUACCCCGCUCAACACCGUCGUGGAGGGAGACGUUCCCGCGCCCGUCGACCCAGUGGCGCCCGUCGACUCUGUCACGCCUGUCGAGCCUGUCGCGCCUGUCGCGCCGAUCGCGCCGGUUGCCCCCAUUGCCCUUGUCCUGCCUGCUUCACGCCCGUGGACCGCUGUGGCCGGCACAGCUUUACUGAGUGCUCUCUUGGCGGGUGCGCGGUCUGUUCUCGGGUCAGUGAAACCUCUCAUUGGUAACAUGGUCCAAGAAGGAUUCGCAUCGGCGCGCCGCCACCCCGACGACCCCUUGGUCGCAGCCGUCAAUGCCAUCGCCGACGUUGCCGUCCAAAAACUCCCCCAACCCGUCCUGGUCGCUGGCGGUGUGGCCGCCUGGGCCUUUGGCGGGGAGGUUAUGGAUGCCCGGCAUCGCCAGUCAACGAUUGUUCCGUAG
Apiotrichum porosum is the source of this 810-nucleotide messenger RNA. RefSeq lists its product as uncharacterized. The coding region runs from base 1 to 810 and encodes 269 amino acids. NCBI's taxonomy places the organism in Eukaryota, Fungi, Basidiomycota, Tremellomycetes, Trichosporonales, Trichosporonaceae. The transcript is spliced from 4 exons. The record is from RefSeq and is a predicted model, not a curated record.